AUGUGCAAGCGCCGUGGUGAGGACCGGGCUGGACGCGAGCAGCCUCUCCACAGGUGGGAUCCCGACCGGCCGGAUGACGACCAGCGAGUGCACAAGCUCGCACGAGCCGCGGAGCCGCCGGCAGGCGGAGGACUCGGCAAAAAGUCUUCAAUCCUGGACUAUGUCAAGGAGGAAGCCGCCCGGCGAGAGUCGGACGCCGCCGCGCCAAAGACCAGCGGCGGUCUCUCCGGCAGCCGCACCCUCUCGCACGCCGACCGGAUGCUGGCAGAGGCGAGCGCCUUUCGGGCGGCGGCGACUCCCUCGGCGCCGACAGAGCCUGCGCCAACUGCCGCCACUUCCUCUACCGCAGCGGCGCCGGCGUCUGCGGGAGGUGCGCGGGAGCAGAGCGGCUCUCCCGGCGGGGCGGGCGGGGCUUGCGAGGAGGAGGCACGAGGGAGCUUCGUCCCCGCCACCGGCUUCGAGGGCGCCCGCGCCGGUUGGGUCUUCAAGACGGGCGCCGAGGGGCUCGGGUACUACCAGGAGGCGCGAGCAGCUGCGGCGUGCCGCAGCGUCGACGCGUUCGAGAAGCUGCACAAGAUCGACGAGGGGACGUACGGGGUGGUGUACAAGGCGCGCGACCGGCAGAGCGGCUCAGUGGUCGCCCUCAAGCAGGUCAAGAUACUAAACAGCCGCGAGGGCUUUCCGGUUGUGUCAAAGGACAAGAUGUUCAUGGUAAAGCGAUUGCUGCUCGACCUCACCUCCGCGCUCGCGUACUGCCACGAGCACUACGUCCUACACCGCGACCUCAAGACGUCCAACCUGCUGAUGAACAACCGCGGCAAGGUCUGCAUUGCUGAUUUCGGUCUUGCGCGGAAAUACGGAGACCCGCCUAAGGAGUACACGCAGCCGGUGGUGACGCUGUGGUACCGCGCGCCAGAACUGCUGCUCGGUGCCACGACGUACUCUGCGCCCAUCGACGUUUGGUCGCUCGGCUGCAUCUUUGCAGAGCUCGUCCUGGGCGCGCCUCUGCUGGCCGGCCGCGGCGAGAUUGAUCAAAUCUCGCAGACGUUCAAGCUGCUCUCCACGCCGACCGAGGAGAGCUGGCCGGGCGUCUCGAAGCUGCCCAACUGGAGCAAGGUGUCUUUCCGGCCGCAGCCGUUCGCGCGGCUCCGCGAGAAGUUCACGCGCGGCGCUUCCUUCACCUCGUCGACGGCCAUGUCCAAUCACGGGCUCGCGCUGCUGGAGAAGAUGCUCAGCCUCAACCCUGCGGCGCGCGUGACCGCGGAGGGCGCGCUGCGGCACCCCUAUUUUGCCGAGGACCCGCCGCCUAAGGCCCACCUGACGCUCCCCUGA
This is a messenger RNA of Emiliania huxleyi CCMP1516, 1332 nucleotides long. RefSeq lists its product as hypothetical. Gene Ontology annotation, biological process: regulation of mitotic cell cycle; protein phosphorylation. Gene Ontology annotation, molecular function: cyclin-dependent protein serine/threonine kinase activity; ATP binding. The transcript has 8 exons. NCBI's taxonomy places the organism in Eukaryota, Haptophyta, Isochrysidales, Noelaerhabdaceae. Bases 1 to 1332 code for a protein of 443 amino acids. Gene Ontology annotation, cellular component: nucleus. The record is from RefSeq and is a predicted model, not a curated record.